Medicago truncatula (barrel medic) is the source of this 1049-nucleotide messenger RNA. Its product is annotated as putative ATP synthase protein YMF19. The transcript has a single exon. Lineage: Eukaryota; Viridiplantae; Streptophyta; Magnoliopsida; Fabales; Fabaceae. The record is from RefSeq and is a predicted model, not a curated record. Bases 635 to 1048 code for a protein of 137 amino acids. Gene Ontology annotation, cellular component: membrane; mitochondrion.
CCGCUUUCAGACAAGUAGCUAAGUCGUCUUAAUCCAGCGACGAAAACUCUUGCGCUAGGAGAAAGGCUCAAUCCCCUCGCUUUGUCGCCCCUAUCUCGUUAGCCUCUCCUUCUUCCUCAAUAGCUGCCUUAGUUUAGUCUUUGGUUGGUGUGCGACUAUGAGCUUCUGGGCCUGUACGAUUUCCUGUCCGAAAAGGCAAUCCUGUACAGGAAGGGCCAAUGGCAACGUCCCGCCGGUUCGUCUCCGGGCACCGUGCACUCCCGCAGCAUCCCCAAAUUACAUAUUAUGGUGGAGUCUAAACUGUUGCGCUCACUUAGCUAGGGCUCUUAGCUUCGGGUGAGAGGGCCUUCGAUUUGGAUUAUUUUUCUUGAGGGGGAUUCUGUCUGUCAGAAAUCACUGUCUGUCUGGUCUGCAUUAAAAAAUAAAGUGUUCAGUGGACAAUUCCUUCUCUUGAUAUGGAGGUUUUAGGUCUCUGGAGGGGCCUUCUUUCUUUCUGGAUCAAGGUUAGUUUUCGUUUGUGAAUCUUUCUCCCAUGCAUAAUUUGUUGGUCAACAACCACAACUCAAUAGAAUUCAUUCUUUAAGACUUCAGACAGAAAGAGAGUCCGGAGGGAAUCAUUGUUUAUCAAUCAAUCAUGCCUCAACUGGAUAAAUUCACUUAUUUCACACAAUUCUUCUGGUCAUGCCUUUUCCUCUUUACUUUCUAUAUUCCCAUAUGCAAUGAUGGAGAUGGAGUACUGGGGAUCAGCAGAAUUCUCAAACUACGGAACCAACUGGUUUCAAACCGGGGGAACAAAAUCCGGAGCAACGACCCCAACAGUUUGGAAGAUAUCUUUAGAAAAGGUUUUAGCACCGGUGUAUCCUAUAUGUACUCUAGUUUAUUCGAAGUAUCCCAAUGGUGUAACGCCGUCGACUUAUUGGGAAAUAGGAGUAAAAUAACUUUUCUCUCUUGUUUCGGAGAAAUAAGUGGCUCACGAGGAAUGGAAAGAAACAUAUUAUAUUUGAUCUCGAAGUCCUUAUACGACGCUUCUUCUUCAAACCCUAAAUGAG